CCAAAUAAUAAAAAAAAAUUUCUAUCUCUCCAAUUUUUUUUCUCCCGAACCAAACACAACUUAAUAAGUUUCACUUUCCAUUUUGGCAUUUUCCAGUCAACUUCUGGUCUCCUCCCCCACUGCCACACACCUAGGUUUCCUCUUCCUCUUCUUCUCAAAUCCCUCUCCAAAAAAAAACCCAAAUUUUCAACCCAGAAAAACACAAACCAUGGGCAAGAACAAGAACAACAAAAGACCCUAUUACAGCAGCAACAACAACAACAACAGACCUUCAAAGUCACCCAAAAAACACCAUCCCUCUUCAAACAUCUCAAACCCAAAAAACUCCUCACCAUCACAACCACAACAACAACAACCCAAAAAGCGCCCAACUUUCUCCUCUUAUCUCGACACCCCAAACCUCCCUCCAAAAGUCAAACUCCUCUGCGAAAUCAUCGCCACCACGCAGUCCAAUUCCAUCGACGCUUCUCUCACCGACACCGGCAUCCGGGUCACCCAGGCCGACGUCGAGCAAGUCCUCAAGCUCUCCUACUCUUUCCCGGGCCCUUCCGUCAAGUUCUUCCGCUGGUGCGGCCACCAGCUCAACGACGAUCACAGCCCCUACGCCUGGAAUCUGGUCGUGGACUUGCUGGGCAAGAACUCCCUUUUCGACGCGAUGUGGGACGCCGUCAAGUCGAUGAAGCGAGAGAGGUUACUGUCUCUUGCUACCUUCGCUUCCAUCUUCAGUAGCUACGUGAUUGCCGAGCGGGUUCAGGAUGCCGUGCUGACUUUCGAGGUCAUGGAACAGUACGGCAUUCCGCGUGACGUUGUGGCGCUGAAUUCCUUGCUCAGUGCUAUAUGUAGAGAUGGUAAAACCAUCAAUGCAGUUGAGUUCCUCCACGCUGCGCAGGAAAGGAUCAGACCCGAUAUGGACACUUAUGCCAUUUUGUUGGAGGGGUGGGAGAAUGAGUCCAAUGUGGUUUGUGCUAGAAAGACGUUUGGUGACAUGUUGUUUGAUAUUGGUUGGGACCCGAAUAAUGUCCCGGCUUAUGAUUCGUUCUUGACUACAUUGAUCAAGGCCGGGCCUGAUGAGUUUGAUGAAGCGCUUAAGCUUUUUCAUACUCUCCGGGAAAAAGGGUGUUAUCCCGGAUUGAAGUUCUUUAAGGUAGCACUUGAAGCGUGUUCUAAGAAACGUGAUGCUCGCGGGGCUGCUAUGCUUUGGGAUGUAAUGCUUCGUGUUCGUGAUCGCGGUUUGGCUUUUCAUGUAAGCCCUGAUUUGGAAAUGUAUUCCUGCGUUAUUACUUUGUUUUGUACUUGUGGUGAUACGGAUACUGCGAAGAAGUUGUUGGAUGAGAUGGUUCUAAAUGGGAUUUUCCCGAAUUCGAAGAUUUAUAAUGUGCUGUUUCAAUUCAUGUUGAAGAGCAAGCGGUUGAGGGAUGCAACGGUUGUGUUUAAUGAGAUGGUUAAGAAUGAGUUUGUUCCGGACUGUGCUAAUUGUGCUUUAGCUGUUAGGAGUUACUUGAAUUCUACGGAAUAUGUUAUGGCUAUAAAAAUUUGGAAAUGUAUGAUUGAGAACUAUGAUUCUGACUUGGAAGAGACUGGGAAUCGCUUGGUUGUGGAGCUUCGUGAUAUGAAUAGGCUCCCAGAAGCUGUUAAGUAUGCUGAGGAUAUGAUUGCUAGAAGAAUCAAGGUGAGCUCUUCCACAUUGUCAAAGCUGAGAGAGGGCCUUAACAAAGCCAGAAAGACAUUAGUGUAUGACGAACUUUUCAGAAAGUGGAAAUAUCAUUAGGUCAGCAAUAAUUCAAUCAAAAGUCAAAGCUGUUUAUUAUGUGGAACUCAAAGACCAGGAAAGAGAAGCAUGCCGUGCAAGACUAUCUACCCUCAAUGAUUGAGAUUUCAAUUGUAAGGGUGGUGCUGUGCCGCAAGAUCAAUUGAGUCUCACAUGUGAAAAAAAUUGAGAGGGAAGAGGGACUCCAUUCCUCGUCCUUCCCUGCUUGCCAACUCCUUUCUGCAACUUGUAAAAUGGACUAGUCCAAUUCUUUCCUCUAAGUUAAAAUUUGGCGUUUAGUGUUUCAGAACUUUUCCUCACAUAUUGCAUUGUUUAUAUUUUAAAGGAAAUAAUGCCAUUGCCUCAAAUGGAGCCUUUACAUUGGAAUGGCUGAUUCUUUAGGUGUCUCAUCACAGCAUAAGCACUUCUAGUUACUUGGUAUUUAAAACUUAGAGAAGGUAGAAAAUUUAGAAGUAGAAUGCAGGUUCUACUAGAAAUUGUGUUUUAUCUGUCUCUUUGUUUACAUUCUAUGAAAUGGAAUUGUGUUUAUCUGUGAA
Quercus robur (English oak) is the source of this 2304-nucleotide messenger RNA. RefSeq names its product pentatricopeptide repeat-containing protein At1g77360, mitochondrial-like. The coding region runs from base 209 to 1768 and encodes 519 amino acids. NCBI's taxonomy places the organism in Eukaryota, Viridiplantae, Streptophyta, Magnoliopsida, Fagales, Fagaceae. Gene Ontology annotation, molecular function: protein binding. The record is from RefSeq and is a predicted model, not a curated record. The transcript is spliced from 2 exons.